UGAAAUCAAAGCACUUCGCCAAAGGAUAAGCGAUACUUAGAUUUUGUCUGUGUCCAGCACGUUAAGAAAAUGGUAACUUAAAAAUUUAGAAUCAGGGAAUAUCGACAAGGAUGGAACACGUUUAAUGUAUGAAAUUUUUCCAGUGUGUAAUGAAUCGAAAAUGUGUUAAUUUUCAGGAUUCACCUGUGUCGCAUUUCUUGAAUAGAAUUCAAGAGAAAGAAAAAUGGGUGUCGAUGCGUCAGUGACGACCCGACCUAUAAUUUGGUUGUGGGGAUUUUCUGUGAUUUUUGUGCACGUUGCAGAGGUGGCGAGUGUGAGUGUAAGUGUUCAAUGGAAUGAUAUUCCGAUAGAAGGAAAGGAAAUUUUUAAUGUGUCGAGCGCCGACAGAAAUUGGAAUUAUAGACAUGAUAAAAUUUAUAACUCCAAAAACCGAAGUAGGGGGUCGGUUGUAGAAAUAAGAAAUGGUGCUGUUAUAAUGAAAUCUAGUGUUCCUUGUGAUAAAAUAGAAAAUCCUUUAGAAAUCCGGAUUUUAUCCUCAAGGGACAAUAACAAUGCAAAAAUUGUGUCUUUGUUUCCAUUGAAAAUCAGCAUACAAGGCAAAAACUGUCUCAUACCAAAACAUAGAAAAACCCAUAGAAGGAGGCAGAGAAAUGAAAAAUAUCGUAUCAUUGUAAAAAGCAAAAACUUUCAUUUUAAUUGGUGCUUUCGUAAACAUGAAUCUGUGCUCAAUAUUGGGGCAUUAUUGCCAAGAUCACUACACAAAUGUGACAAAGUUAAUUUUCAUCCAAAAGAUCCAUUAUCAUUGAUAGCUUUUGAUCAGAAAGACCGGUCAUUGUAUGCACUUCAAAAAUUUUGUACUCCAUCUUCACGGUUUUCAGUAUCUGGUCAUUUAAAUGUUAAGUGCUCCAAAGCAUCACAAGUCGAAGAAAUCCCAGUGAAAAUAAUAUUCCAGAACCUGCUUGAGUUUCAACAUGAGUCCUUACCUUCGUCCAAUCCAAAUCAUCACAUACGACUUCGAAGACAAGUGAUAAACACGGCUCCAAAAUUUCCACAAGUCACCUACUCUGCCAGUGUACAGGAAAAACAGAACCCUGGAUACCACGUGAUAACGGUGACAGCGACAGAUAGUGACAGCGGCGACAACAGUGUCAUCACCUAUAGCAUGACUGCCCAGAAUGACCAGCGAAGCAAGGACAUGUUUGCCAUAAACCCAGUGACCGGUCUGGUCAACACCACCGUGAUGUUGGAUCGGGAGCUGAUUCCAAGACACACCUUUGCAAUAUAUGCUACCGAUAAUGGAUACCCUCAGCUGUCUGCUAUGGCUUUACUUACCAUCACUGUUUUAGACAUUAACGACAAUGAUCCAAAGUUUGAGCAAAGCGUUUAUUAUCAGGAAGUGGCAGAAAAUCUGCCAGUUUCCUCUACCAUCAUGACAAUUAAGGCCACAGAUUCUGAUGAAGGAAGAAAUGCCGAGAUACGAUAUCGCAUCAUAGAAAAUCAGCAGUCAUCAGCUUUCAUGAUAGAGCCUGUGACAGGUACAAUAACAACCCGGGCUGUACUAGAUCGUGAAAGUAAUGCCUCGUACCAGAUUCUAGUUCAAGCCACUGACCAAGGUGACGUAGCAAACAGGCGAUCCUCCACAGCAACUGUUAACAUUGCUGUGUUGGACGAAAAUGACAAUUAUCCACAAUUUUCACAGAAAACAUAUCUUGUGAAUGUAUCGGAGGACUAUAACUUCAACAUGAACCUUGCAAUUGCUAAAGUGAGUGCAACAGACAGAGACCUUGACAAAAAUGGCCAGAUAACUUACAACAUUUUUGGGGGUAAUACCUUCGACACUUUCAGAAUUGAUCCAGCGACUGGUGAAAUCUCAGUUCAGAAGCAGUUGGAUUAUGAAACAACUGAAGAAUACAGGUUAUCCAUUCAAGCUCAGGACCAGGGUGAACCACCCAAGACUAACACCACUGAUGUCAUUAUUAAGGUCAUAGAUGUAAACGACAAUCCACCAAUAUUCCAUGCGGCACCAUAUCGUGGUAACGUGCCUGAAGAUGCACCAAUAAACAGCACGGCUGUAGCGGUACAGGCUCAGGACAGUGAUGACGGACUGAAUGCCCUGUUGGUCUAUUCCAUUGUUAACCCUGAUCAAAACCUGCCAUUUUGGAUUGACUCUGCUACAGGAGAUGUCAAGGUCAAAUCAAAAUUAGACCAUGAAAAGCAUGAGAAUUAUAACUUUGUUGUGAUGGCAAGAGACCAAGGAACCCCUGUAAAGUCUGAUACCACAAAUGUCUUUGUGACUGUGAGAGAUAUAAAUGACAAUGCUCCUGUAUUUUCUCAGAAGAUUUACAAUCAGACUGUGUCAGAAUCUACCGCUACAACAACUCGGAUCCUCAGUGUUUCAGCUUCAGAUGCUGACAGCGGUGAUAACGCAUACAUCACGUAUUCCAUCGUCAGUGGAAAUGUCGGUAACACCUUUCAGAUUAGCACUAUAAAUGGAGAGGGUAUGAUUUCUUUGCAAAGAAAACUGAAUUACAAGGAGCAAGCCCAGUACCUACUGGAGGUUAGGGGAACAGAUCUGGGUGGAUUGUACGAUACAGCGCAGGUCAGAAUAUAUGUCCUUGACACAAACAAAUACCGGCCGGAGUUCCAAAACACACCAUAUAAAAUCGAGGUCAGGGAGAAUGUUCCCGUUGGAUCCUCAAUUUACCGAGUUUUAGCUGUGGAUCAGGAUGUUGGAGAGAAUGGAAGAGUUUCGUAUCGACUCGGACAGGGAACCAAUGGCUUUGAAAUUGACGAGAAUACUGGAGAUAUUAAAACUCGCAUGAAGUUGGACCGAGAGACAACUCCUAGUAUGUCUUUUGCUGUGGAAGCCUAUGACCAUGGCCAGCCCUCAAUGACAGCUGUUAUCAUGGUCCAUGUUAUAAUAUUAGAUGAGAAUGACAACGUCCCUCGCUUUACCCAAGACAAUUUCACAGGCAGUAUAGUAGAGAAUGCAGAAGUUGACAAAAGUGUGAUGCAGAUCUCCGCAACAGAUGAGGACAAGGGGAAUAAUGCUAAAAUCUCGUACAGCCUUGUUCACUCUACAAUUCCUCCCAGUGAUCACUUCUCGAUCGACCCGGUGUCGGGUGUGAUCAGAGUCGCCCAGAAGCUUGAUCGCGAGACAGUGGCUGUGUACAACCUGAAAGCUGUCGCGACGGAUGGAGGCGUUCCUCCACGGUCAUCAACAGUGGGCGUCAGGAUAAAUAUCAUAGACAUCAACGACAAUCCACCUAAGUUUCCGUCAAAGGAACUAGAAAUCCGAGUUCCAGAGAAUACUCCAGUUGGUUCUGUGUUGAUGAAGGUUUCUGCCACCGAUCCGGAUGAAGGUGAAAAUGCACAAGUGGAUUAUGAAAAGAUACCUGGUCUGGAUGCGGAUAAAUUCGAUCUAAGCUAUAGACCAGGUGAACCAGCAAUUUUGAAAAAUCGUGUGGAUUUUGAUUAUGAACAAGGACCCAGGAUAUUCUAUGUCAAAAUUUAUGCGAGAUCGGAUCCCUUCUUUGAAGAUGCCACCCUUGUGAUCAUGAUUCAAGACGUCAAUGACAACAAACCAGAGCUGAAGGACUUUUCUAUAAUAUUUAACAAUUUUGAGGAACACUUUGUUACUGGCCCGAUUGGUAGAAUUCCUGCCACUGACCCCGAUGAGAUCGACCAAAACAAAUUGAGAUACGAGAUUCUAGGGGGGAAUGAAGCGCAUUUCCUUGACCUGAACACGUCAACAGGGGAACUUACUCUAGACUAUCGCCUUAACUCUGAUGUGCCCAGAAACGGUACUCUCCAAGUCAAAGUUUCAGAUGGAAUGAAUGAGAAGAGAGCCACAUGUCGCCUUUACGUUCGCCUGGUCACCAAGGAGAUGUUAGAAAAGAGCGUCACAAUUCGCCUCAACAACAUUACCCAGAAUACAUUUCUCUCUCCGCUCUACAAGUUCUUUGUCGAUGCUCUGGCCUCGGUUCUAAAAACAGAAGAGAAGAACAUCUAUGUCAUUAAUGUGGAGAAUGAUACAGAUGUAUCAGCCACUGUUCUCAACGUCAGCGUCGCCGUACGUAAGGCGGACGGAUCGUUCUACGACGCAGAGGUUCUUAAGGAGCAGAUUUACCUCCAGAGGAUCAGACUGGCCGAGCUGUCUACUCUACAGGUUCUGCCCUUUGAGGACAAUAUCUGCAUCCGAGAGUUUUGUGCAAACUUUGAGCACUGCAUUUUCUAUGUGAAGUUUGGUCGCCCUCAACCCUUCAUUCACUCCGACAUGAUGCUGUUUCGUCCUAUUCACCCAGUGAACAGUUUUAGGUGUGAAUGCCCCUCUGGAUAUGCCAUGACUACUGGGGAUUACUGUAAUAUGGAGAUAGAUGCCUGCUACAGCAGUCCCUGUAAGAAUGGGGGACAGUGUAAACGCAAGGAGGGAGGCUACACCUGUCUGUGUGCACCUGACUUUACAGGAGAGACGUGUGAAAUUAACCUGAGGAAGCAGUUUGACAUCCUAACAUGCCCCCAGAAUGUCUGCCAGUCUCCAUCACAGUGCGAGGCCAAUCAAAAUCAGGGAGGGUUCCAGUGUAGAGGCUGUCCCGCUGAGCCUCAUUAUGACAAGUAUUGUCAGCUGACCACACGCAGCUUUGCCAUUGGCUCCUACCUCACCUUCCCAGCAUUCAAGAGGAGAUUCAGAUUCAAUAUUCAGCUGAAAUUUGCCACCCAGAUGAAGGAUGGUCUACUGUUUUACAAUGGCAGAUUCAAUGACAGAAAUGAUUUUAUGGCUCUGGAAAUCGUAGAUGGUCAGCUACAAUUCUCCUUCAGUACAGGAACCAAUAAAACAUCUGUAAGGUCAAAGGUCUUGGGAGGUGUGUCCAAUGGAGAGUGGCAGUUUGUACAAGUAGAUUACAUAAACAGGACUGUGACGUUAUCUGUUGGGGAGGAAUGUGAUACACAAAUAGCUGUGAAGUACGGACACCUGAUAUCAGAUCAUCCCUGUGCUGUACAGACCACCUUUGAUAUCCCAGACAUAUGCUACACCAAUGUUGUACCCCAGGUACAGUGUCCAAAGUUCCUGGACCUGAAUGGUCCCCUACAAAUUGGAGGUCUCCCCAACCUUCAGAGUCAGUUCCAGACAGAGAAUAGGCACUACAAAGGCUGUAUCAAGGACUUCUACAUAGACCAUAAGCUGCUGGAUCUCAACAAAUUUGUCCUGAACCAAGGAACCGUAGCUGGCUGUGCCGAGAAAACCAACCAGUGUAUUUCUGCCCCUUGUAAACAUGGAGGUACUUGUCAUGACCGAUGGGGGACUUAUUUCUGUGAGUGCCCGGACCGAGCUGGGGGUAAGGACUGCAGUCAGGUGAUCGACCAGCCAACUCGACUGGAGGGUAACGGCUUUCUGCUGUAUACAGAGAACUCUCUGACCAGUAAAACUAUCCUGUAUGCCUGGUACAAUGGUAUUUCCUUCAGGACUCGAGCAAGUUCAGGCGUACUGAUGUACGUUGUGAUCAAUGAGGGUUACACCAUCACAUUAGAGCUGGUAGCGGGCUAUGCUCAGUACCACGUGAGCGGGGUCAACAGAACGUUUGUCUUUGAUUAUCUCCCCGUUAACGACGGCCAGUGGCACUACCUGGAGGUCAGGUGGCCCAGAAACUGGGAGAUCAUUCUGGUCAUGGAUUAUGGCCAUUGGCAGAAAAAGGAGAACAUAACAGUCCUCCUAAGUAACAAGAUUGUAGAUAGAGUGUACGUAGGAGCAAUGAGAGAAAACGACGGUCCAAUAUCCAAAGGCUUUGUGGGAUGUGUGGAGAACAUAAUUGUCGGGAACACCAAUACGGCACUCCUCUCACGACCUUCACACAGCAACACCUACCCAGGAUGCACCAUUACCAGUGCCUGUAAGGAUAACCCGUGUUCCGCUGGAGCUACGUGUGUGGACCACUGGGGGAAACAUGAAUGUGUCUGUCCUAAAGGUACCUUAGGACCGCAGUGUAAGGACAUCUGUAGGAACUACAACCCCUGUCAUUACGCAGCCAUCUGUCACGGCCCGACCUUUAACCCCAGCUCCCAGGCCGGCUAUACCUGUCAGUGCGGACAGCUACAGAGUGGGCGGUACUGUGAGUACGUGUCCACUCAGCCGUGCGAUGACGGCUGGUAUGGGUUCCCUGUCUGUGGCCCCUGUAACUGUUCCUACGAACUGGGAUUUGACACGAAGUGCAACAAAUCUGACGGCACGUGCUACUGUCAGGAGAACUACUAUCGACCAAUCGGAAGUGACCGUUGCUUCCCAUGUGACUGUUAUAAGUAUGGAUCCACAUCAAUUUACUGUGACAAGGUUACUGGACAGUGUCCUUGUAAGAAGAAUGUCAUAGGAAGAAAGUGUGACCAAUGUGAGAACAAGUAUGCACAUAUAUCAUGGAAUCCCAGUGAUGACAUUGGAUGCUUAGUCACAAACAGCAUGUGUCCGCGGCAGUUCUAUAAGAUCAUGUGGUGGGAGGCCAAGACCUUCACCGAGAGUGGCCAUGUCACCGCGGUACAGGACUGUCCAUUCGGAGCUGUGGGUGAUGCCAAAAGGAACUGUUCUAAGACUGAGCUGUGGUCUGAGCCUGACCUGUUUAACUGUACCAACAAGGACUUUGUCAGCCUAGAAACCCAGGUUAGCCAGAUGGAGAAUAGAACACUGAAUAUAACAACGUACGUGGCUAAGACUCUGGCGGCCAAACUGGCCAGCGCUACGUCCUCUGUCAGAGUCUUGUUUGGCAAUGACAUCAACAUCACGUACAGAAUCAUUAACCAGCUGCUGAAGUACGAGAACAAACAGUCUGGACUGGGCUUAACUUUAGAGCAGGACAGUAACUACCUACAGAACUUGUUGGAUGCUUUAAGCACAGCCCUGGAUCCACAGUAUGUCUACGAGUGGGAUAAGAUAAACCAGCGAUCUGGAGGGGUAGGGGAGAUAUUUUACCGCCUGGAGAAUUAUCUGGAUCUACUAACCCGUAACCUUGGCAGAAUGCAAAAAAAUCCUUAUAGAGUUGUCUCCAAGCAUAUUGUGUUAAGUGUGGAUACCUUGACCACCAGUAACACCACUGGAUUGAAGAUCCCCAAGUUUGACAACAUUGUCGCCGAGCCAACAUUUGACGACCAGACCCACGCAGUGUUGCCGCCGUCCAUCAGCCAAUCAUCCGUGGCCGAGUACAUCCAGCGCUUGAUGUCACAGGGAUCAGAGAAAUUCUAUGUGUCGUACAUGUUGUUUGAUACUCUAGGUUCCCUACUACCAUCUGGGCCUGGGAGUCUACAUACCAGUAUUGUCCAGAAUCCAGGCAGGGAGCUAGCUGUGAAUAGUCCAGUGUUAAGCCUGCUACUAAGAGAUCAAGACUGUGCCAUUAGUAAGGGGUUUUCAGAACCAGUGAAAUUCCACUUUAAACAGAAGGUCAAGGACAAUCGGACCAGCCCACAAUGUGUGUACUGGAAAACACACAACAAUGACGUGUGUAAUCACACCGAAUCCAAUAGUGAAAACAGCUAUCUUGGUCAGUGGUCAAGUGAGGGCUGUACUGUAGACAGAAGAUAUGAAGUUGAGAUCACAGGUCAAGGGUCACAGGUCUCAAAAGACAUGUAUGUGGUCUGCUCCUGCAAUCAUUUGACUUCUUUCUCCAUUCUUAUGGAAGUGGCCGAUUCAGAGUAUACAGCUAGGGCUGUUAUUUCCCUGGCCAUCUUCAGCUUUGUGGGGAUUGGGAUAUCGUUGGUCUGUCUGUUUGUGUCCUUCGUCAUCUUCUGUUCCUUUAAGCGCCUGCAGUGUAACUCUAACAGCAUCCUGAUCAACAUUGUGUUCACCCUAUUUGUGGCAGAGCUCGCCUUCAUUGCAGGAGUUUACCGCGUCUCUAGCAAGCUUAUUUGUCGAUUGGUUGCGAUUUGUCUCCAUUACUUUUACCUGGCUGCGUUCAGUUGGCUGUUUGUGGAGAUGUUACAUUUAUACAGACGACUGAUUGAAAUCAGGGACAUUAACUACGGCACAAUGAAGUUCUACUACCUGCUGGGUUACGUCAUACCAGGCAUCAUUGUUGGUUUGUCUGUGGGACUGUACACAGAUGGCUAUGGAAAUACCUCCUUUUGUUGGAUGGACAUUUCUGAGACCUUUAUCUGGAGUUUUGCCGGCCCAAUCGCUGUUGUCAUCCCGGCCAUCAUCUUCAUGUUCACACUGGCACUACAUUCUAGUUGUAAGGAGAAAGUCAAUGUUUCGGACAUAACAGCUUUCAGGACCCGGAUUUUCUCUGGUGUGAUAUUACUGCUACUGUUGGGAAUCUCCUGGAUUCUGGGACUACUUUCUGUGAACUAUGACCUGCAGCCAUUACAUUAUGUCUACGCAGCAUUUGCAUUCCUACAGGGAGCUUUUGUAUUCCUAGCCUAUGUUGUUGGUGACAAAAAGGUGCGUUAUAACCUGAAGAAGCAGUGGUACAAAAUGCAAGGAAAGAAGCUGGAUCCUGAUGACUCAGUGGUGGGAAGCAGACCUUCCAUCUCAAGGUCAGCCCUGGCCUAUAGACGAGACUCUUCCAUUGACGGCUACAUAAACAGGACAAAUGUUGGGAUCUCCACCACAUCCACCACUUCUAGAUCCACCAGUAAGAGCAGCGGGGGGCUGUAUAAAGGGGAGGACUAUCUACGCAGCACCGACACCUCUACCUCAGGACACGCCCCCUCCUACGCCUAUGAUAACUCGUACCACCAGAAGUCAGGGGAGGAUGAAGUACCAGAGAGAAGAUCCCGUUGUAAACACAGAAAUCCUGACUCGGAUUCUGAGAGUGAUGUGUCUGUCGGUCAGGCCAGUAUAGAGCUGGCCUCCAGUCACUCAUCAGAUGAGGACGACGACUUCGAUAUCGGACCAUCAUGGGAGAAACAACUGCCAAAAAAUCAGAAGAUUGAAGAAGCCAAAGAACAAAUGAAGAAAAAGCAGCAAGAACAGAGUCAACAUCAGGACUCAGAACAACAACAAAACCAACAGAAUCUGAAGCAUUUACACACAGGCCCCCAUUUGUACACCACACUUCCCAACUACGGACACUGGCCAGGUGACCCAAAUCUGUCAGGGUUCCACAUGAGUGAAUCUGAUUAUCAGCAGACCGUAUCCAGCAAUCCACCCGAUGUCACGCUUCCUGCUCAGCAAGAAUUACAAGAUGAUUUUAAACAGAACCACCCUCCCGGGGGAGGAGCACCACUCUCUUGCUGUGAUACAGACGAUUUUAAUCAGAACCACCCUCCACCUCCCCUCUCCGGCAGUGCAAUGAGGAACAAUCUCCUUGGAGCCAUUCAGCUGAAACGUACAUCUAGCGAACCAGCCGAGGAAAAAUUCGACCCAACAAAAAGCAUCCCUAACCUAGCGUUCGAGGGCCCAAAAGAAGAAACAGGGCCCACAGAAAGUUUUGCCGGCCCUCCGCCUUCGAUCCCCUCUGAACAACCGACAACCUCGGGUGGAGAUCCAAUGAAAAAUCUCCUAGGGGCCAUUCAACUUCAAAAACCCGAAACGGACUUCGUAGAGGAAAAAUAUGACCCCACAAAGAGUAUUCCAAAUCUAGCUUACGCAGGUCCAGUGGAGGAACCAAUCGAAGAGGCGACGGCCGAGGAGCCGUUGGAGGAAAAGCCAAGAGCCCCUUCCUAUGACUCUGGAUUUGUUACAUCAAGGACCGCAAGGAUUGCCAAUAACCAGAGUCCAAAAGAAUACACCGCACCUUCUAAAUCUCAGACCAAGUCAAAACCGUCGAAAAGCAGCCUUACUCAGACCAAAGGACCUCCUAGUCUGACGAGCGUUUUAAGUGCUGCACAACCAGAAAGACAACUAAGUUCUCGAGUGAGUUCGAACACUGGUGUGGAUAACAGUGUGAAGCUAGUGAAGCCAAGUCUAGUUAGAUUUAGUCAGAUAGGGGAACGGCACGGCGAAGGAGUGGAAGACCAGAGGUCCAGAGAAAGCACAGGGGGUUAUGUCGGACACGAAGAGGAAACUCUCAUAUCCUCCCACAAUAUACAUCCCCAUGAACCACUUUCUGACCAUCAUCUAGGCCAUGUUAGACAUCAAGCCCGGCCACUUAUUAUGGUCAACGAAGAUAACACAAUCAGAGCUGUUAAACAUAAACACGAGCUAAACGACAUCUUGAGGGCUACUACCGGUGACCACAUGCCCGAAUUACCACUAGAAAUACAAAACUACGUCGAUAAAUUCCAUGAUGUUCCGCUGAACAAAUUGAUGCAUUAUGCCGAGACUGGAUCCUAUCUAAGGGAGAGCUUCCUUGACAGCAACAUCUGCGACAUUCGUGUUCAUGUCGGUAAAGACACGUUCCCUGCGCACCGGAUCGUGCUAGCCUGCUUCAGUCCGUACCUAGCUUCAGUUUUAGAACACGAGAACCCACUUAAACAUAAAAAGCCCAAAGAUAUUCGAAUAUCGGGGGUUUCCGAACGGUCUGUUAAAGUUCUAUUGAAUUAUGUUUACACCGGAGAUCUAAGAAUGGAAACUGCCCUUAUUCCAGAUUUCAUCAAAUUGGCCGAUAAGUUUGAUGUUGCUGCAGUUCGACAAAAAUGUUUCGAUCAAGUAGAAUCGAUAACUGAUGAUGAACUCCUAGCUCUGCUCUCCGUGAUGAAAGACACGCACGACGUGGAAUACUGCGAUCGCAUCAUGAAAAGCCUUGCCUCUAAAUUCAUGCGCGUGAGAGACUGCAAGACAUUUCUCCAGCUCGAUAUCAACACUCUUUGUAUGAUAUUGUCAUAUGAUGCAUUGAUUCUGCGCAGUGAGAUGGAUAUUUUUUAUUCGGGUUUGAAUUGGCUUCAGAAUGGCGAUGCUAAGGAACGCUGUAAGUAUCUAGACCGAAUAAUGGACUGCGUUCGAUUUCCUCUGAUGAACCAAGCCGAGCUGUACGAGUGUGUGGAACGCUGUAGCCUGUUGAAAUCGAAUGCGACUUGCUUGCAAAGAAUUUACGAAGCUAACUGGCUGAUGACGAUGUCUAUGCUACAUAAGCAAGACCCCCUCCGUCUGCACGUCCCUCCCCAUCGUAAUAACAUCAACUCCAGCGCCAGUGUCAGCGACUAUAUUACGCGUACAUGUAGCAGAGUGAAGUCUGACGUCACUGUAGAAGUAGCAAGAGAUAGCUCUCCUAAUAAUCAUAACAGUGAGCCGGGAAUGUCAAGGACAAAAUACUCUCCCUCAAACUCACAAGGGAGUCCUCGUAACAACGACUCACAGGGGAGGGCCCGUAAUAACAAUGCAGGGGGCGCUGGGGAAGAAAGCUGUGACUCGGAGAUCUGUGCAUCUCCAUCAGUAAAAAUGGAGAAUUCAAAAUCCAAAGACGUUGCAGUUGAAGGAUUGAAAAUGGACCCCAGUCGAAAUCACACUAUUGUUUUUAUCAACAAACGCAUGUACAUGAUAGGUGGCUAUUUACCGAAAGAAAGCGUUCCAACUCCACGAAGAGACGUUCUGAUGUAUGAUAAGCGGUGUUCGACAUGGAAACCUGUCGCGCCCCUCCUGACCGCAAGAAUGUAUCACUGCUUAUGUGUCGUCAACGGCCAGAUUUAUGCCCUGGGUGGAAUAGGAGAAGACCACAGUAUUCUCAACUCAGUGGAGUGUUACAAUCCAUCCUCUAACUGCUGGUACUUUGUCAAGGCAAUGACGGUAGGAAGAAUGGGCGCAUGCGCUGCAGAAUUUGGUGGACAACUUUAUCUCGCUGGUGGUUAUGGUGAUUCAACUGGAAAAUCAGAACGAUUUCCGAUUUUGAACAGUGUAGAAUGUUUUAAUCCCCAUUCGAACAAGUGGACACCGAAACUAAAUAUGCGCUACGGUCGUUGUUACUCCAGUCUUGUGUCUGUUGGCCAAUCGUUAUACUUAUGUGGAGGUUAUGCAGUUAACCCGAGAUCACACGACCAUCAUCUGUCAAGCGUGAGUGAUAUAGAUGAGUACAGCAUCGCUAACGAUACAUGGAACUACAAGAAUCGUUUGGACACGGAUCGACAUGAUGCAGCUUGUUUUAUGUUGGAUAACAAGAUAUACGUAGUAGGCGGGAUAUCGUCACAGCUAGACCACGCCCUGAGUGACGUAGAAUGUUUUGAUCCACAAAGAAACGUUAUCUAUACACCAGAGAAAAUACCUUUCCAAGUCCAUUGGAUCAAAUGUGCCGUUUCCAAAAAUUAAAAUCAAUUCUGCCAAACUCAGUUAUUGUGAAGAAAGUUAAUAUUCAGCAAUGGAUAAACAUUUUAUGAAUUCUAUGAUUUGAUUUUUCGUGUGAUAAAAAAUAGUAAAAGUUGAAAUGUUAGUGAUUUAAUGUAACAUUUUGAUACAUAAAUAAAGGUUUAUUUGAAAUUGUUAAAAUGAUUUAUGUGACAUUUUAGUUUUAACUCAUUUAA
Messenger RNA from Saccostrea cuccullata (small rock oyster), 12369 nucleotides. RefSeq names its product cadherin EGF LAG seven-pass G-type receptor 2-like. The coding region runs from base 224 to 12157 and encodes 3977 amino acids. Gene Ontology annotation, cellular component: plasma membrane. The record is from RefSeq and is a predicted model, not a curated record. Gene Ontology annotation, molecular function: calcium ion binding; protein binding; G protein-coupled receptor activity. NCBI's taxonomy places the organism in Eukaryota, Metazoa, Mollusca, Bivalvia, Ostreida, Ostreidae. Gene Ontology annotation, biological process: homophilic cell-cell adhesion; G protein-coupled receptor signaling pathway; cell surface receptor signaling pathway. The transcript is spliced from 40 exons.